UCCCAACGGGGUCCCAACGGUUUUGAUUGAUUGGUGCUGGGGACGGAGCAGUGUGUGACAAAGCUCCUCAGGUGUGUGACAAGCUCCUCGGGGCUUAUCCAUGCUUCUUCGGAUCGAGACAGGGGAAGUGAAGAAUGCAAGUGGCAGCUGAAGAUGCAAAAUGAAGGCCAACAGCAUCAAGAUGAUCUCUACUUGUGCGGCAAGGCAUAUGAGCUAACCAUAGCGCAGGCUAGGUGGGAAGCAAUGACGAAUUCGAACGCGAGAAGAGUCUUUUAGACUCUAUAGAUAAAAUAGAAUAGAAUAGAAUGGAAUAGAAUAUUUAGACCGAUUUUGUACAGAUCUAUAUAUUAUUUUUUUAACGAUCGAUCGAUCGAUCAUUCGUGGUGAAGAUGAUUGCUAUGGAGGCUGGCUGUUGGGCAAUCGGCCAGGUGGUGGGGACCACCACAAGCAUGACAUGGGAGAGAUCAGCAUCAAGGCAACUGGCACAGUGCAAACGUUUGAAGCUGGAGGUGUUGGCAGAUGGUGGUGGGGACCACCACCAUGCCUUGCAGAUUCAGAAUCAGACUCAGAUUCGGUCCCAAUCAACAGUGGGAAUAAGUCAGGGAAAAGCCGUUCGGCGACGACGGAUGAAGAGCGGCCACAGAAGAAACGACCUUUCAUGCACGCAAUCUAGGGUCAAGCUCUUGGUCCAUUAUUCCAUGGACCAUCUGGUCCAGUACAAGUCCGAUGAGUCCUUGGAUGGACCACAGGGGCUAGUGUCUGGGCCCUGGAAAUUGCAGAAACUGCAGAAACUGCAGAAACUGCAGAAAUUGCAGAAAUUGCAGGGCAUUCCCAGAGCACUGAGGAAGGCGGCACCUUUCCGGCACGUGGGUGGUUCUUCAGGCCGGCAGAUCGAUUCCGAUUGCGUUUCGUGCAAGCAGGGGUUGGGUCGACAGCAGCGAGGGGCCACUAGGGCAUGCAGUAUGGUUGUGGGGAUAGGGUUUGCUUUGCCUUGUACAGAGAAGCGGCAGUGUCUUCGAAGAGACAGAUCUAUCGGAACCUCAGCUGGAGUUCGAGUCCCACUAUGGUCAAACUGGAACUGGGACUGGAACGGGACUGGUGAGAGGGUAUCAAGGCGAUCGUGCAUGGAGACGAGAUGGAUCAGUAGACGCCUGGGAUUUACAGAUGCUGCUUCUGCUGCUUCUGCUUGCAUACAGAUAGGUCAUCGGCGACAUUGUGUGGGAUCAAGCUCAGCAUACAGAUCGGUGGCUCCGACAAACCGAGUGAAAAGCUUUGCCUUAUCUAAUUCCAGCACGAACUCUUCAACCGUCGACGGAAUGCAGAAUAGCGUUGCCUUCCUGGAAGAAGAUCAAACGUCCACGUCCACAUCCACUUCCACGUCAAAUGACGCCGCCUCGAACUUGGUGGAUUUACCUUCCAUCGACUCCACGCCCGAAGCCGAUGGUGGCUGGACCUGCGGUGAAGGAAAACUGCAGCCGCAGUCGAUGAGCGAUCUCAAGGAGAGGUUCGAGCUCAAAGGAGUGCAGUUCGUCAAAGCUGCAGAUGUGAGAAUUAUCCAAUUGCGAUUGGCAGAUGGCUGUGAAGCACGAAUACUGUUGGAUGAUGCACGAAUCACCUCUUACAAGGCUGUUCUGUACCAUGGUGGCCUGGAGGAAAUGCUGCACUGUGAGGUGGUAGGCGUGAAGUGGGUCCAGGAGCAGCAGCGGCAGCAGAAGGGGCUCAUAAGGGGUGGGGUUGUCUUGAACUUUCUGCCUCUCGGAUACAAAGGGCCAUCAUUUUCAUCCGCGUCUCGCGAAGACGGGGCGGUGUGGGACCAGCCUACGUUGGUGUGGAAUGUCGUCGGCUCUAAGUGCAGGUUCAAGAAAUCUGCAACGGUGGUCCUAGAGGCCGUGCUCGACGGAGGCGGCGGUGGGAAAUGGAAGUUUCCUGGUAAAGUCUUGGCGAGGUAUGCUGUGACUUUGACGAAGAAGGCGUUGGAAACGAGCCUCGAGUUUUUGAAUGCAGGCGACAAGGAAUCCAAGCUGAACGUUCUGAUCAUGAACUGGCUGGCAACGGGGUUCUUAUCCGGGGCCCAAGUGGUGGGGCUGGAGGAGUGCCAAAAGCGGGACCUUGUCCCGGUUCCGAUCCCACAGCCGCGUCAAAUGAGCUCGUGGGCCACGAUUGGGUCCAACUCCGGUGGCAGCGGAUCCAUCUUGCAGCUCCCCUCCUGGGGAGGGCUUCUGAGAACUUUUGGGAUGGGAGGAGGAGGCACCAGAGCCAAGAGUGAAGAUGAGGAGGAGGUGAUCGUUUCGCCGGAAAGUGAUGCGCCUGUUCGCGAAAUGGAGGAUCAGCCCAAAGAAGAUGAUGAAGAGCCCAAAGCAUCUGCAGAAGAUCUCAAUGACAAUAACCUAGGAGUCUGGGAGGAAGACACAGAGCCCUUGCUGAUUGUGCGCUCCAGAAUUGAGCGGUUCUACAGGAAUGCACCGCCUAGGUUCAUCGUACUUGACCGGGGCCUGCGCCGCUCGUUAGUCAUGGAGAGGGAAGGUUUCGAAGAUGUGCUGAUUUCUCAUCCUGGAUUUGGUGGUACUGGUGUGGGUCAGGACGAUGCGCAAGCCUUCCUUUGCGUUGGGCAUGGGCAGGUUAACCAGGAAGUCACCCUCCUUCCAGGGGAAACCUGGAGAGCCUCUCAGAUCAUCCGACUUCAUGAAUGAAAUUGACCGGUCUUUCCCGUCUACCAUUCAUUGAACUUUUCUCCGCUCUGCUUUUGCCGUCCAUGUCAUUGGUUAGGCGCUUGCCUGACAAAACGUUGGUCGUGUUUUCCGGGAUUGGACAUGCAGCUCGGCGUUUGGUACAUGGAGAGGCAACAUGCUGCCCCGAAAGUUAAGCCGGAACACAGAUCAACUGCCAGCGCUUUUGACAGCCAUUUUUUUCCUCCGACGUGGGCCGUAUGCGCGCCACAAGUUUCGGGGGUCGGCCUACGGGGGAGGGGGGGCAAAAUGGCUGGUGGCGCCAGCCAAAAGAAGGGAUGCAACGCUUCUUUUUUUUCGGGCGCGCAGGGCAUUUCCAGGCUCGGCAGGGGUAGGCCCGGUAGGGUCAAACAUACAGGUGAUUUCAGAGCAUAAGCGGCGGUUCACCGGACUUCAAGGCAUUCACUUUCAAUCCCCUUUGUAAAAUUGGGAUUUUAAUAUCGUUUAUACAUAACAUGAUGAUGAUGAUUUUUCACACUUCUUUAAAAAAGUUCAAAUGUAUUUCAAUGACCUUUCUAUACGUGACAUUUUUUUCGCUGCAAAACUCAAAAUCCAUGGUAGAGUUCUCGGACCCAUAACUUUAGUUUCGGAAUCGACAGUGGUUUGGAGGAUUUGUCCAAGACUCCAAAUUAAUUCAGCUCAUCCAGCCAGACGAGGCAUGGUUGCGGGAAAAAAGGGCUCACUGUGAAGGUCCGGGGGCGAUCGGGGAGCAGCCUUCAAGGCACGCCUUCAGCCCUCGCGUUUGGCUUGCCAAAGUCAUUGUAGAGGGAUUCACCAUGUUCGCUAUGCGGACGACUUCCUCAUUAGAGUCAUCGGACCUAGAACGUUAGCCGAUCUGCUGCACAUACGAUCCGUCUAUCAUGGGGGGUGUAAUUGCAAGGAAAUAACCCCUCAGGGGUGGCGUUAUACAACAUGGAGAUCACCUUAAACUUCAGGGGCAGAUUCAUUCGGUCUUUUUAAGGAAACACUGGUCUGAAGACUCUUCCUAGAUAGGAGGUAAUGUAUUUUGGGGGGUCCCAGGCUCGAAGAAUAUUAGAUUGGAAUCACCAGGGGAUCCUGUAUGUGUUCUGGUCUGGCCGUGAAGGCUUUAACAAAAGUGUAAUUGGGGG
Molecule: messenger RNA, 3835 nt
Organism: Chara braunii
Lineage: Eukaryota; Viridiplantae; Streptophyta; Charophyceae; Charales; Characeae
Source: the annotation of a GenBank genome assembly